Molecule: messenger RNA, 5546 nt
Organism: Oncorhynchus keta (chum salmon)
Lineage: Eukaryota; Metazoa; Chordata; Actinopteri; Salmoniformes; Salmonidae
Gene: dnm2a
Product: dynamin 2a
Exons: 22
Coding region: 249-2840 (863 amino acids)
Cellular component (GO): cytoplasm; membrane; microtubule
Molecular function (GO): GTPase activity; microtubule binding; GTP binding
Source: RefSeq, a predicted model, not a curated record
AAUGAAAGGAGAGUGAUUAGAGACGAACAGUGAGAUUGACCAAUUAUUUCAUUGACAGGAGGCGGUAGCCUUAUCACCGGUUAGGUCGGAUGUCGACUUGCCUGACCGGAUGGUGGAAGUUUUGUUUUAGUGAAGACAGGGCGGCUUGAAAGGUGGAAUUCAACACUUCGGAGUAACCCGAGCACCUUGCUAACUAGUAACGUAGUAGGCUAACGUUCGUUCGGGAGGGGAGCCGAUCCAACGAAACCAUGGGGAACCGGGGGAUGGAAGAUUUGAUCCCCCUUAUCAACAAACUUCAGGACGCUUUCAGUUCCAUCGGCCAGAGUUGUAACUUGGACCUACCGCAAAUUGCUGUGGUCGGUGGGCAGAGUGCUGGAAAAAGCUCGGUCUUGGAAAAUUUCGUUGGCAGGGAUUUUCUUCCUCGAGGAUCAGGCAUUGUCACCCGUAGACCUCUGAUCCUGCAGCUGUGCUUUAACAAAGCCGAGUAUGCAGAGUUCCUACACUGUAAAGGGAGGAAGUUUGUGGACUUUGAGGAGGUCCGGGCGGAGAUUGAGGCAGAGACAGACAGGAUCACAGGCUCCAACAAGGGCAUCUCCCCCAUCCCCAUCAACCUCCGGGUCUACUCCCCUAACGUGUUAAACCUGACUCUGAUCGACCUGCCGGGGAUGACUAAGGUGGCAGUGGGGGACCAGCCGCUGGACAUAGAACACCAGAUCAGGGACAUGCUGCUGCAGUUCAUCACCAAGGAGAGCUGCCUCAUCCUGGCCGUCACCCCCGCCAACCAGGACCUGGCCAACUCUGACGCCCUCAAGAUUGCCAAGGAGGUGGACCCACAGGGUCUUCGCACUAUUGGCGUGAUCACAAAGCUGGACCUGAUGGACGAAGGGACGGAUGCUAAAGACAUCCUGGAGAACAAACUGCUACCUCUGCGUAGAGGUUAUAUCGGCGUGGUGAACCGCAGUCAGAAGGACAUAGAUGGCAGGAAGGACAUCCGCGCUGCGCUGGCUGCUGAGAGGAAGUUCUUCCUGUCUCACCCGGGCUACAGACACAUGGCCGAGCGCAUGGGCACCCCACACCUGCAGAAACAACUAAACCAGCAACUGACCAACCACAUCAGGGACACUCUGCCUGGGCUGCGCAGUAAGCUGCAGAGCCAGGUGCUCUCCCUGGAGAAAGAGGUGGAGGAGUACAAGAACUUCCGUCCCGACGACCCCACACGCAAGACCAAGGCCCUGCUGCAGAUGGUGCAGCAGUUUGGGGUGGAUUUUGAGAAGCGUAUCGAGGGCUCUGGGGACCAGGUGGACACGGCGGAGCUGUCGGGCGGUGCCAAAAUCAACCGGAUCUUCCACGAGCGCUUCCCCUUCGAGCUGGUCAAGAUUGUGUUUGAUGAGAAGGAUUUGAGGAGGGAGAUCAGUCAUGCCAUCAAGAAUGUCCAUGGUGUCAGAACGGGCCUGUUCACUCCCGACCUGGCGUUUGAGGCCAUUGUGAAAAAGCAGAUCAUUAAGCUGAAAGAGCCCUGUAUCAAAUGUAUCGACCUUGUCAUUCAGGAGCUCAUCAACACAGUCAGGCAGUGCACCAACAAGCUGGGUUCUUACCCCCGGCUGAGAGAGGAGACAGAGAGGAUCGUCACCACCUACGUCAGAGAGAGAGAGGGCAAGACCAAGGACCAGGUGAUGCUGCUGAUUGACAUUGAGUUGUCCUACAUCAACACCAACCACGAGGACUUUAUAGGCUUCGCCAAUGCCCAGCAGAGAAAUACACAUCAGAACAAGAAGAGGGCCAUUCCAAACCAGGGUGAGAUUCUGGUCAUCCGCAAAGGCUGGCUCACCAUCAACAUCAGCAUCAUGAAGGGAGGCUCCAAGGAGUACUGGUUCAUCCUGACCGCAGAGUCACUAUCCUGGUACAAGGAUGAGGAGGAGAAAGAGAAGAAGUACAUGCUUCCCCUAGAUAACCUCAAGCUGAGGGACGUGGAGAAAGGCUUCAUGUCCACCAAACACGUAUUUGGCGUCUUCAACACUGAAUCCAGGAAUGUGUAUAAGGACCUGCGUCAGAUUGAGCUGGCCUGUGACACCCAGGAGGACGUGGACAGUUGGAAAGCCUCCUUCCUGAGGGCUGGGGUCUACCCUGAGAAGGACCAGGUGGACACUGAGGAUACGGCCCCAUCAGAAACCUUCUCCAUGGACCCCCAGCUGGAGAGGCAGGUGGAGACCAUCCGUAACCUGGUGGACUCCUACAUCGGCAUCGUCAACAAGUCCAUCAGGGACCUCAUGCCCAAGACCAUCAUGCACCUCAUGAUCAACAGCGCUAAGGACUUCAUCCACUCAGAGCUGCUGGCCUACCUGUACUCGUCAGGUGACCAAAACAGCCUGAUGGAGGAGUCAGCUGACCAGGCGCAGCGCCGCGACGAGAUGCUCCGCAUGUACCACGCCCUCAAGGAGGCACUGCACAUCAUCGGUGACAUCACCACCACCACCGUGACUGUCCCCGUGCCACCGCCCGUCAAUGACAGCUGGAUGCAGGAAGCCAGUCCUACCCCCCAGCGCCGCCCCCCGGCCGCAGCAGCCCCUCCCCCAAGCCGUCCUCCUGCAGUGAGUGGCCCAAGGCCGGGACCACCCCUCAACCCCUCCCCAGCGUUUGGGGGGCCCCCCAUCCCCUCUCGCCCGGGCCCGCCGCCCAUUAACGCCUUUGGCAGCAACAACCAUCAGGAUCCUUUCAGUGCCCCCCCACUGAUCCCCUCUCGGCCCGCUCGCAUCCCCCCUGGCGUGCCCAGCCGAAGACCCCCUGGCGCUCCUCACCGGCCCACCAUAAUCCGCCCUGCUGAGCCCUCCCUGCUAGACUAGACUACCCAGUAGAACCAGCCAGGCUCACGUGUGUGUGUGUGUGUGUGUGUGUGUGUGUGUGUGUGUGUGUGUGUGUGUGUGUGUUUGUUUCAUUGUGUGUGUGUGUGUGUGUGUGUGUGUGUGUGUGUGUGUGUGUGUGUGUGUGUGUGUGUGUGAGACUAUGUGUGUACUGGGGCCAGAGGGGAGGGCUAGAGAGCAGGGGAGGAGGGGGCCCCUAUACAGUAUUUAUGCACAUUGAUAAAUGCUAUUUCAACCAGAUGUAUCUAAUGUAGUCGACUCAAACUGUUCUCUGAUAUAAGCUGCUAACCCUCCCUUAGUCUCCUACACAUGUGGGCUCUCUGGUCUCCACAUUCUAAAGAAGCAAAGGAACCAUAACCACUUGAAUCCUCAGAAUCAGAAGAGAUGUAAUUACACUGUUUUGGAUAUUGUACCAUAUGUAUCAAAAGAUUCAUCAAGACUUAACCGCUCACCUUUGACCAGCAGGGUGCAGUCACGGCAUCCGAUGUGGAUGGUUACAUGGAAGUGACAUGCCCCUAAGCAACCUAUUUUCUGUGGUAACAGAAUUGUUCAUUUCCUCUCUGAAAAUGUGGACUACAGCAUAGUCCACAACCUUUCUAAACGUAAAAGGCUCGCUACCCUCCCUCCCUCUUUAGACGUGUCCUCACCUCGUGCUCUACUACACCCGACACCUCUGUGUAAUAUACACAGACAUCCUGUUAAUUUUGUUGUGGUUUUUCUAACUUGAUUUCAUACUGGAAAGUAGUUAUUAUUAUUACGACUACGGUGGUGUUGAUGAAUACUUUCUUGUUAUUUUAUUUGAGUGACUUGUCUGUUUUAAUGCCCCCUGUAUGUAGCUUUAAAACCAGUCUCAAAUCACAGCAAAAGGAGGCAUAAAAAGACCAUUUAGCAGUGCAGGGCUACACAUGAGGCUGAGAGCAGCCUUCUAAAAUGUGCCCGUUAUUAUUGGAAUGUCCUGCCACCGCUGAGAGAAUGUCAUCUAGAUUGACCACUUGAAGCACUUCUGUGUACAUCCAUACAUCUAGUGGUAGUGUUGAGGUUGUCAUUAAUUUAAGACUAUGCAUAAUAAACAGAGAGGUAGUAGUCAGCACUUUGAGAUGAUUUCUCCACACAUCUUUAAGUAUAGAGUUAUCCCAGCACCUUAAGUCAACCUCACUGACUCCUUAGCCAACCUUCAUUCAAAGUCCCAUUCAGGACAAGGACAGGUAAAGGGGAGAGUACAGUAGGUUCUCCUGGAGGCGGGAAAGGGAAGGGGGAGCUAUGUGGUUAGAGCUGGAGAGACGGCGGUUUAGGACCGACACUUCUUCCUGUCACAAUUCAAUGGUCAUUUGUCUUUGUGGACGAGAGAUGCUCCCGGUAUCUUGGAAACACCGUUGUACAUAGCUGAUGGACAGUCUCAGUACAGACACACAGAGAUGGUGAUGUCUCCAGUUUUAAAAAUAAUGGAUGGAGAAUGAUGUUUAAUGGUGUUCAUUGAAAACCAAACAUUUUAAUGUGUAGUAAUCGUUAUACUAAUUGAAGCACUAACACACAGCCGUUAUAUUGACUUCGCUUGGGAUGUAGGGAAACAUGGAGAUUUAAUCUCCAGAUCGCAUUAAUUCAUUAUUUAUAACCCUGGGCAUUUGUCAUGUAUGGUUUUGAUAGAAAUGAUGUCAGCUGUAUACUGCACCUUCAGCCUACUACUCCUCCUCUGGAAGGGAGACUGAACGUCUUUCUGGUAGCGACUUCCACUACAGGGUUCUAGUUGGAAUAACUGUUGCCACUGGGAGGGUUUAAAUAGGAGUGAAGAGUGUCUCUUCACAGAUGGGAUUUUCUACUGAUCAAUAUCAUUUGAUUCCUCUGAUGGUAAUUUGAUAAUUGAUUUUUGCUGGGUGAAUUUUGGGGUUGGGAUGGGGGGAUGGGGUGUGAGUGACAAAUGGAAGACAUUGAUGUUUUGAUUUGCUGAUAAAUAUUGAGGGUGAGCAGGGGGCGGGAGUUCAACUUUUUUGUUGCUCUUUCUGGUGUACAUACACAUCCUGCCUGGAGAACCUGUCCAAACUAUAUAGAGCUCAGUCCAAUGCCUUGUACCCCUUACAGAUUGUGGUACAGGUAGAGGGUGAAUUUGGUAGGAACUGUCUAAAACCAUAUUUUCUGGGCAGAAUGUGCUUUUCUUCCCAUACAUUUCCCAUCAGGUCUGUCUACAGUGACCGUGCUGCUAGUGGGUGUCUCACUCUGAUCUCAGCUAACUCCAACUAAAGCCUCUGGGAAAUGGAGUCUAUCCAUGCUCCAAAAGGUUUCAAUCUCUUGACCAAGUAUUGAACCCCUACUAGGAGGAAAUUGGGCUUACAUUUAUUCUGUCACUCUCUGAUGUUGAAGAGUCAUAAGGGAAUCAAAAACGUCCCCUUCUUAUGAAUGUGUCCCUGUCACCUGACAGUACCGGUCACUGUAGCCUGUCCCCCUACACCCCAUCUCCUGAUCUGUAAAGUGUAAGAUGUUGGUGAUGACCUUUUCUCCAUACUGGAUGCCCCCCACACUCUCCAUGCUCUGUAUCUUUCAUCUUGUGUGGGUGAGGGGAACUGACCUGCAUCAAUCUUUCUUUAGUCUUUGCAAAGCCUUGUCAAGUGCCUCUAGUAAUUUCCUGGAUUUGAAUAAACAAAUGAACCCAUUUAGAACAUGAGCGCUAAAUAAAGAGGUGUUGUGUACAAUAAA